This is a messenger RNA of Exserohilum turcica Et28A, 2133 nucleotides long. RefSeq lists its product as uncharacterized. The transcript is spliced from 5 exons. The record is from RefSeq and is a predicted model, not a curated record. Bases 87 to 1880 code for a protein of 597 amino acids. Lineage: Eukaryota; Fungi; Ascomycota; Dothideomycetes; Pleosporales; Pleosporaceae.
CCCACUUCCACCCAAUCUCGUCUCCUAAUUUAUCCCAGUCGGAAUUCUUAUUUCUACCCCAAACUUCAUAUCCCCAUUCCCAUUCAAUGGCAUCGAACAAUUUCGAGCAGAGUCUGUUGGGCUUGACCAACUCUUCACCUUGGGACCAGGCCAUCUUUCUGAGCAGCCAAACCAUCAACGAUGCCUUCAAAAACAUGUUUUACCUUGCAAAAGCCACAGACCCGAAGUUCAAGCCCGUCUGCUACAUUGACAUGAAUACCAGAGUCGGAAAGAUUCAAGCAACAUUGAAACCGUCCACCGUUAUUCUGAACGUGGAGCAGCCAAAGGGCCCCCCCAUUUAUUUUCAAUGGAACAUAGACUCCGGGGUUAUGUCACUGUAUACUUCAGAUGACCCAAAUGAUUAUACCACCACCGACUUCAAUAUUUCUGGCUGGACAGUGGCUUUUACCACAAGAAUGGGUGAGGAAACUUUGCCUACUGGCAGUGAGCGCUAUAAUGCGAUCAUGCAACGCAUGGGUAACCCAGCUGGUGAUUUUUCACUUGCAUCCCUGUUCAUAGACAUUGAAGCAGGAGCGAACCGCUAUAGGGAAGGUUCAAACUUUUGUGGCACUGAUUGGGAAGCUAUCCAAAAGAACAACCCCGUAGUCGAGCGAAAUUUCAAUUUCUUGUGCGACGCAUGGGCAGUUGAGAUGAGAAGAGGGUGGCACACGACAGUGGCUUCGCGACUAUGCACCAACAAGCCGGAGACAGUGAAUCCAAAUGUCCCGACAUUCCCCCCCACCUUCGUCUGCCAUGACCUGUACGGGUGGCGCGAGACACCGACAUCGGCCUGCUCCAACACGUCUACGGCCAAUGCGCUGUGCUACCUCAUCAUGACCCAGAACAAGAAGGCUCCUCAAGAGAAGGUGAUGCCCUACACCGGCACUUGGGUGACCACCAAACCGGGGAUGCCAGCGCGGGAUGCCCUCAUGUGCAUCAGCUACGACCAGUUCUGGGAGUCGUGGUUGCUACCCAAGCUCCAGCGCAUCAACAAAUACAUCCAGGUGCAGCCAGAAAAGUUGACUUUCGAACCCGAUGGCUACAGCAAUUGCAAGUAUGUUCUCGGGUUUAAACCUGGGUUCUGCAUGGAGCACCCCAACGAAGACGAUAAGUACUGGCAGUUCACCCGGCAGUCCGACAACAGGACCUGGAAGUGGAAAGGAAAUAACGAUAUCUUGCACUCGCAAAGAGAGUUCAAGAAUCAUGAAUUCAAAUGGACGUUAGACGAAGGCGCGUCUGCCGAAACCACUCUCUCUUUCCAACCGAGCGCUGGAGAAUAUGGAGCAAUCAUCACAUUGACUGGAACCGUGCAGAUACACGCCUACUUGAACGGAACCGUUGCACUGACCUCAUGGGGAACAGCGUGGAUGUCAUCCGAAAUGAGGUUCGAAAUAAGCUAUUUAGCCACUAACGUCGACAACGGUGGCCUGCAAAUCCACGAGUUGAAGCGUUUCGUCUCUGAGCCUUCCACGAAAACUAAGGGACCUACUGGUGUCAUCAAAUGCAAUCCACCAUGGAGCGAUGUUGCCGCGGACACCAUGGCUAACGUGAAGAACAAUUUCAAUUACUGCGUCAACUCCUUCGCUGAUGAACUCCUUACUGAAAUCAGUAACCAGCACAAGUUUGUGGUGCCUGGUGCUGGAGACUUUCUAUGCAGCCGCGUCAUGUUUAAUAACCGUGGGGAUCUGCUAGUGAAUCUUGCACUCAAUGGGGCCACUCCCCCAAAUACAAACCAACGCUUUCCCGCGCUUCUGGAAAGUGCUCCCAAGGCCCAGAAGCCAAGCAAAAGAAUGGCCGAGUUCGCAGCGAAGUACCUUCCGGUCUCCGUCAGUAAGCUUUAACAGGGUCAGGGUCUCACUUUAUAAUACGAUGAAAUGGAGUCGGGUUCAUUGAAAUGUACUGCAAAGCUGAAAACUGCGCACGGACACAUCGAGUCGGUUUCAUUGAAACUUCAGAGUCAGUUUCUUUGCUCUUAUCAAACCCAAAGAUCGAUGCAAUUGAAACUAGUUGUGCAGUAGAUGUGUCUAUUUUAUACAGAAAUUUCAAAUCUUUUGCAGUAGAAUUGAGUGAGUAAUAGCUGACCCUAACUAAUAU